Myxocyprinus asiaticus (Chinese sucker) is the source of this 11312-nucleotide messenger RNA. RefSeq names its product protocadherin-1-like. The coding region runs from base 653 to 4288 and encodes 1211 amino acids. NCBI's taxonomy places the organism in Eukaryota, Metazoa, Chordata, Actinopteri, Cypriniformes, Catostomidae. The transcript has 5 exons. The record is from RefSeq and is a predicted model, not a curated record. Gene Ontology annotation, molecular function: calcium ion binding. Gene Ontology annotation, biological process: homophilic cell-cell adhesion. Gene Ontology annotation, cellular component: plasma membrane.
UCUUGCAUUGGCUAUCCACCGUGUAGAAGCGCUAGGUGAGCUGCUGCGAGAGCACGUGCCCCGGCAUCCUCUGUAACGGUCACAAAACACUAAACGGUGAACUGAUGAUGAGAGCAAGCGCACUGGACACUGCCGGACAUAGCCUUGGAAGAUUUGUUUUCUUUUUUUAACCACUUUUCCACGCAGGCAUCCGUCACAGACAGACUGACUGAUUGAAGACAUUAGGCUACCUUUUGGAGGAUGUUGGUGGAAUUGGAGGUUUCGGGAUGCUGUGAGCCCGGUUCGGAGUAGCGCUGGUUCGGGGUUUCCUUUCGUGAGCAAAGAGAGGACACUUCUCUCUGAUGUGCGUAACUACAAUCAGCUAAGUUACGCGCUCGUAUUUUCUGAUGCGAGAGAGACUUCUCGCUACAUUUUAAGUGGACCGCAAGUGUAAAAAGGAAGAAUUUUAAGGAGAAACACAGAGCUGAUAGCGGAAAAAAGGGACUGUUUUUUUAUUUUAUUUUAUAUAUAUAUAUAUAUAUAUAUAUAUCGACAGGAUUGCGGUGGUGCUGCUUGACUUGAGGUGUGGACAGGGAAAGCGGCUCUCCUUCCGACUCCAUCACUCAAGACUUUUACUGAGAGGAGUCAUUACCCAUUAAGCAACAGACUGACGAUGUGCCAGAGCGCCAGUGCGAUGUGGUCACGGUGGAGUGCCACGCUAGUGUGGAUUGUGCUUCUCCUCUGUUGCUCUGCUAGUUUAGUCAACACCAUCACCUACCAGGUUACCGAGGAGCAGCCGCCCAACACUCUGAUUGGCAGCUUGGCAUCUGACCAGGGCCUGCCAGACACUGGCCACCUUUACAAGCUCGAAGUGGGUGCUCCUUACCUUCGUGUGGAUGGCAAAACAGGGGAUAUCUACACCACGGAGAUCCCAAUCGAUCGUGAGACUCUCAAGGACUGUGGCAACCUUUUUGAGGGUGAUCCUUGUUUCCUGGAAUUUGAGGUGUCUAUUACAGACCUGAUGAAAGGCACAGGACCUCGGCUUAUCGAAGGCCGCAUUGAGAUCCUGGAUGAGAAUGACAACACACCGCAGUUCUCUUCACCCGUUCUUACAUUGUCGAUCCCUGAGAACACACAUGUGGGUGCACUUUUCGCCAUUCCGGUGGCCAGUGACAAGGAUUCUGGAAGCAAUGGCAUCGCUGAUUACGCACUAACGACAGGCCCUGAAGCUGCCAACCUUUUCAGCCUGCAGGUGGCACAAGACUCAGAUGAGAAAUUGCCACAACUCAUUGUAUUGGGUAAUCUGGACAGAGAGCAGCGAGAUUCAUAUGAUCUCAACAUAAAAGUGGUUGAUGGUGGCUCCCCACCUCGCCAGAGUAGUGCCCUGCUCAGGAUCACCAUUACAGAUGCCAACGACAAUGUGCCCAAAUUUGAGAAGUCACACUACGAGGGUGAGCUGCCAGAAAACAGCCCAGUUGGUCAUUCUGUAUUGCAAGUUAAGGCCAAUGACUCUGACAUGGGGCCAAAUGGAGAGGUGGCCUACAGCAUUCACCAGGCAUCACCAGCAGUCCAAAGGCUUCUAAGCAUUGACCGCAACACAGGCACAAUUUUUGUUAAAGGCUUAGUGGAUCGUGAAGAAAUUGGCAUGCUCAAGUUCUAUGUCCAGGCUAAAGACAACGGUCCCCAAUCCAAGAGCUCCAAAGCCCUUGUGACCAUUACAGUAAAAGACCAGAAUGACAAUGCACCCUCCAUCAGAAUCCGGGGCAUUGGCCUUGUGACGCAUGAAGAUGGUGUUGCUAACAUAUCGGAGGACAUGCCUGUUGGCACAGCUGUGGCUCUGGUGGAGGUAUCUGAUCGUGAUGAGGGUGAGAACGCUGUUGUGACCUGCGUUGUCGCAGGGGAUGUCCCAUUCCAGCUGCGUUCAGCUAGUGAAACAGGUAACGACCGCAAGAGGAAGUACUUCCUUCAGACAACCACACUUCUGGACUAUGAACAGAUCAAAGACUACAGGAUCGAAAUUGUGGCAGUGGACUCUGGAAACCCUGCACUCUCCAGCACAAACUCCCUGAAAGUGCAAGUGACGGACAUGAAUGAUAACUCCCCAGUCUUCUCACCCACUUUGUAUGAGGUAGAAUUUGCAGAGGAGAACCAGCCUGGUGACAAGGUUCUGGAUGUAGUAGCCACUGAUGCAGACAGUGGGACAAAUGCAGAGUUGACAUACAGUAUAACUGGUGGAUCAGUCCCUGAGGGCCUUUUUGAAAUUAACCCUAACACAGGAGAAGUAAGUGUCAUGAGCCAGUUGGACCGUGAACAGUUAGAUCACUAUCAAUUUCUGGUUGCAGCAGCUGAUAAAGGUGUGCCAAGUUUAAGAGGAACAGCCACUGUUGUUGUUAAGGUGCUCGACAGGAAUGACAAUGAUCCUAAAUUCAUGCUGAAUGGUUAUAGCUUCUCAGUCCAAGAGAACAUGCCACCCCUUAGUCCAGUUGGAAUGGUAACUGUUAAUGAUCAUGAUAAGGGUGAGAAUGCUCAUGUUCAACUCUUUGUAGAACCAGACAAUGGCAAGUUCAUGAUUCAAAAUGGAACAUAUACCAUCCUUUCAACCAUUUCAUUUGACAGGGAAAAGGAAAGCACCUACAGUUUCCGACUUAAAGCUGUGGAUGGAGGUGACCCACCACGUUCCUCCUAUGUUGGCAUUACCAUUAAUGUUCUUGAUGAGAAUGACAAUGCUCCAUACGUCACCAAGCCCUCCAACUCCUCAUACAAGUUCUUGGAUCCCCGGACAAGCCCGGAAACUCAUGUAGAACGCGUUGAGGCAGAGGACAUUGACAUUGGUUUAAAUUCUGAACUGGAGUUCAGUAUCACAGGGGGAAACCCCCAUGGAUUGUUCCGCAUCUCUUCAGAAGGUGAGAUUACAUUGGCUAAAGAGUUCACACCCAAACACAUUGGUCUCCACCGCUUGGUGGUAAGGGUUAAGGACAGAGGCUCACCACCACGCCAGACAACCGCACUGGUCCACAUCUAUGUGAAUGAAACAAUCGGCAAUGUCUCCCACGUUGAAGGACUUGUUGGACACAGUUUGUAUACACCACUUGAAAUGGACAUUGCUGGGGAUCCUGAUUACUCUCGGGACCCACAUAGUAACAUUCUCUUUGGAAUCUUGGGUGGCUUUUCGGUAGUUAUUCUGAUCAUUGUGGUGGCGAUGGUUAUCAGGCAUGUAGUGCUGAAGGAGAACAAAAGUGGCUACCAGGCAGGCAAGAAGGAGACCAAAGAUCUCUAUGCACCCAAACCAGGGCCUAAGAGCAACAAGAACAAGAAGGCUAAGAAAAGCAAAGCUCCAAAGCCUGCCAACCCAUCUGAAGAAGAUGAGGGGGCAAGCCUUCAGAAAGGCUUAAAGUUCAACCUCAUGAAUGAUGGUGUCAGUGAUAGCCCUAGGAUUCAUCUGCCACUCAACUAUCCCCCAGGGAGCCCAGACCUGGGGCGACACUAUCGGUCUAAUUCUCCUCUGCCAUCCAUUCAGCUUCAACCUCAGUCACCUUCUGCCUCAAAGAAACACCAGGCUGUGCAGGACCUUCCAGCCACCAACACCUUUGUUGGAACCGGCGACAACAACUCAACAGGCUCAGACCAGUAUUCGGAUUACAGCUACAAGGCCAACCCUCCAAAAUAUAGCAACAAACAGCUCCCGCAUCGUCGAGUGACCUUCUCUACAGCCAAUCAGGCGCAAGACCUGCACGAUCCCUCUCAGCACAGUUACUACGACAGUGGUCUGGAGGAGUCGGAGACACCCAGCAGUAAGAGUUCUUCAGGACCCCGUAUCGGGCCCCUGGCCCUUCCCGAAGACCAUUAUGAGCGCACCACCCCUGACGGCAGCAUCGGAGAGAUGGAACACCCCGAGAACGAUCUGAGGCCACUUCCUGACGUGGCCAUGACGGGAAAAUGCACGCGUGAAUGUACGGAAUUUGGACACUCUGAUUCCUGCUGGAUGCCCGGACAGCCCUCACCCAACCGCACCAAGAGUGCCAAUAGUGGGCCCAAGCUCUCCACCUUUGUGCCUUACCAGGAAAGGGAGGGUCAGGAGCGUCUUAUGGGUGACAGCAGCUCCAAGCCUCUGGGAGAAGAGCGGAAUGGAGGUGGGAGCAAUAAAGUGUCCAGCAUUCGCUUUCUGCCACCCUACACUAGUGCCUAUUCUGCAGGUGGCGACGCCGACAAGGACUACCCACUGGAUGAGAUCCCCUUAAGUCAGACAGCCGAUUACGCCCCUGCAGCCACACCCUCAAGCCAAGGCUCCAAAAGAGAAAUCUACCUGUGAAUCAUCUGUUGUUCGUCUGGGUUCGGUUUCACAUUUGAUCCAAUUUACUUGUGAUCAGUAAUGCCUGUGAGAGGAUAAAAGGCCUUGUUGUCAAAACACCUGCUAAAUCUACUACACCAUCAGACCCCAAUUUACACAGACUGUCACAACAUGCAUCUCCAAUCCCCUCAGCCAAAAGCCUAAUGGCUGACACAACACAGCUAGAGUCCUUCUUCAAAACCAUGCACAUUGUUAGAGGCUCUGGAAGCCAAAUAGAAAGAUGAAAGAAUAAAAUACUGAAAAACCAAAAAAAUAAAUAAAUAAAAAAAAACAAACAAAAAAAAAAAAAACAUUUUGAUGAAUACAACAAGAACACAUCCUAGUGUAAACUUCGUAUUAAAGAAUGUAAGGACAAUUUUUAAGUGAACUUUGUGAUAAUUUAAUGUCAUGGGAAUAUUCCUUUUGGAUUGAAUGUUUUUAUUUAUUUUUUAUUUUUUAUUUUUUUUGCUGACUUUUGUUAUAUAUACUGUAUAUAUACAUUAUAUAUAUUACUUCUGAUUCAGACUGUAGUUAUGCUUACCUAAAACAUAUACACUGAGCUACACAUACGAGUUGUUCCACUUUUUGUUUGUUUCUUUUAUUUGUUUUUCUGUGUGUAUAUAAGUGCGUAUGUAUCCCCACUAAGAACUUUUGAACUUGAGAAGAACUGGAAAACCAAAUUCUGGCAAUCCAAUGGGGAACGUUACGUUUUCGCACACUUUAUUAAAGAAAGAACAUAUUCACCAUUCUUUAAGCACUGAAGGGUAAAUGUUUCUUAUAUUUGUCUUUUUCAUAGAUACUCUUUUCUUAAAGUAAAGUGAUGUAAAUAGUACACACUAAUGAAGGAACAGUUUUGAUUUUACUUGUACAGAACUUCGAAGCUCCAGCUUCAUCCUUGUUGAUAGUAGAAUAGUAUUUGCCUCCCUGUCAGUAUUGGAAGGAUAACAGCUUUGGACCACAGACUGCUAAAGAUAAUCCAUAGCAGGAGCCUCAGCUGUCUUAUACGUGACUCGAGUGAACAUACGUUGGGGCAAAAUCAAGGGAAGCCCAUGGAUUUCAGCAAGUUUAUAUUAUGUGAUUUGUCAUUUUUGAAAAGUUGCCAUUGCCCCAUGAUGGUCUUCAUCAGUUCCCAACGGAGGCCUUGUGGAAGCAUAGCUGGCUCUCACUCUAACUGUUCUUUGUAACACUCCCAUAUUUCAUCAAAAGACUGUUGUGGGAUCUUGAGGAGCCAAAGCCCAUUGGAAGAGCUUUGUUCAACCAUCCCAUCCUUAGGGAGGAGCAACAACUUUUUACCAUAAACACUGAACUAUCCAUGUACAGUGCAAUAGCCUACUCGUUUUUAAACAUGUCAAACUUAGUUGUGUAGAUUUGUGGUUGUACCAGAGAUUCUUUGAGCACUUCUCUAUGGUGGGUCCGAUCCUGACAGAAAUGAAUGCGCUCAAGAGGUAAAAAGAGGUAAGUUCAAAAAUAGUGACUACAGAACAUUUCUAGUAGAAAAUAUGGGUUUGACCACAUUCAAAUUGUAUUCAACAUAUCCAAAAUACUAUAGGAUCUCAAGAUUCUGUUUUAAGUGUGCUUUGACCCUACAUUACACGACUCCUGCAGUGAGCUUAGGAACAGAUUUAAGCUUGCCUACAUUGUGUUAAAGGAAUAGUUCACCCAAAAAAUGAUAAUUCUCUCAUCAUUAAUUUACCCUUAUUUUGUCUAAACUCGUAAGCCUUUUUCUUCUUCCCCUGAACACAAACAAAGAUAUUUUAAUGGAGACGUCUGUUUGUCCAUACAAUUCAAGUGAAGCGAUCCAAACGAGUUUGAAUGGGAACAGACCAAAAUAUAACAUCUUUUUCACUGUACAUCCUGUCAUUUCAGUGAAAAAGGAGUUAUAUUUUGGUCUGUUCUGAAGAUAGUUGUAGAUGGUGGGCCCUGGCACCGCCCCUGCUCAAAGCCACAUUGGCCUAAAUGGGGCAGUUUCCUGAGAUGAGAUAAUUGACACAUCUGAAAGCGGGGCUUUCAGGAAGAGUUUACUGGAAGUUCUUUUAGGGCUGUUAUUAAUAGCGGCUGAUGGUAACAGGGAUUGCUUCAGAGGCAAUGCAGGUCAGCGAAAGCUAUAAUGAGCAUUAGAGGCCUGAGCUACACACAAUAAGUGCACUAUAAUUUACACCAUGUCACACAGUUAAGUCACCACUUAAAACCGGCUCUUCACCUCCGGUGAAGUGAAGCCAGAUUUUGCUGUUAACUCUGUAGGUGUUGAUUCAACACAGGUUUACUGUGUACAUGGAUGUGCUGAGGUGUCUCUGGGGUUUAAUAUUUGAUGAAAAAGCCUCCUUUUUAAAAAACAUCUUAUAAGUAAUUAAAAGCAGAAAAAUUACCCAACACUAAAAACUGUUGUUUCAAGUGAGAGCUACGUUUGGUAUGACACUUUAAGCAUUGCACUUCCUUUCAUGUGUGUGGAUUUAUUUAGUUCACAACUGACCCCUUGUUUGAGCACUAGCAGAAUGACGAUAGAUCACUAUAAUGUCCCUCUAAAGUAAACAAGAUAUUUUUCCUGCUGUCGGGGUCUUUGGUCCCUGUGUUCCUCGACGUCACCUUUGGAUAAACAUUGCUGAGCUCACCGCAGCCAAGGGGCAGACUAGGGGAGAAAUCAAGUGCCCUCACCUGGUCUUUCCUUCCAAAAAUAAAAGUACCGGUUUGGGCACAUCAACACUCUCUCACUGGUGUUGCAGGGGUUUUAAAAGGAUAGUUCACCCAAAAAUCUAAAUUCUAUAAUUUACUCACCCUUAUGUUGUUCCAAAAUGCAUUUGAUUUUAUUUCUUCCGUGAAACAUAAAAGGAGACAUUUAUAAGAAUGUACUAGUCGUUUUAUCCAUGCAAUUAUAUACAGUAGCCGCAUUUCCCCUAUCGGGCCAAAUUAGGGCAUGCUAGUGGAUGCCAAUGCCAGUUGCAUUCCAACUGUCACUUCCAGGGCUUCAUCGUGCCUCCUCAGGGCUUCUUCAGGGCCAAUGGCCAAGCACCUUUGGCCCGCCGAUUACCCUUAGGCCGAAGUAGGCCAACUGGUGAUUGAAGCUGGGUCAAUGUCAAAGGCGAAGUUUUGCUUAGUCAGGUCUCUCUUUUCACCAAGCAAAGAACAAAAUAAGCAAACAAAUGGCAGCUUCAGUCUCCACCAUGUUCAUUUGGAAGGCUAGCUAGUCUCCAGAGUCUGAUACCUCAGUUUGAGCUUCCCUCUUGCUUGUGAAAUGGGCAGGGUGUGUAAUGUUGUCACCAGGGCAGCGUAUUAAGGGUGGGUUUAGGGCAACGCUAAGUAUGACUUGAUCAUUAAGACUGGAACAGCCUGAUUUGUAAAUUAAUCAUUUAGACUUAUUUUGUGAACUGGAUCAACAGAUUUAUAGAAAAGUUUCAAAAACAUGAUUUGCUCCCAAAUCCAACAUUGUUAUUUCUCACAUGAACUCUCAUGAAUGCACCGAUGAGAGCUAGGGUGAAUGUCAAGAUUUUCAUUGAAAAACAACUUAAAUUUCAGUCUGUUUCUCAUACAAAGCUAUUGUAUGGCUUAAAAAGACAUAUAUCAUGUUGUAUAUACUUAAUUUUACGGUUCCUUUCUGAACCUCGAAAGCUUCAGGGUCCAUUCUUUAUAAUUGCAGUAGAUUCCUCCAUUUCUUUUGUGUUCCUAGGAAGAAAGUCAAAUGGGUUUGGAACUAAACAAGGGUGAGUUACAAAUGAUUGAAUUUUCAUUUUUGGGUGAACUAUCCCUUUAAAUUUUCAUCAUCAUUAAAUCAUUAAUUGCACACACCGAUGUUGUUGUUUCAGUUCUUUUAAUCAUUCCAGCUACUACUGACCUCAGAGCUGAUUUCUGCAGUGACAACAGGCUGCUUGAGCUUCAUGAACCCAAAUGCUGCAUGACAGUUAGUCAGUCACUUGGUCUCACUGGGAAAACCUGGAGUUUAUCCCUGGAGAGCAACUGUCAGAUACAGCUAGGUCAAAUCAUUCGGAGUGUGAGUGCGCUCCUGUGUGUGAGUGCGAACAUCUUUGUGUGCACACCUCUGUAGUGUAACUGUGUAGAUACAUGGAGAGAUUUGCUCACUGCCUUUACAUUGGACACUGUGCAGAUAAUUUGAUGGAAAACAUUAUGACAAAUAACAUCUUAUACAAUGUUUAUCUUGCUUUCUUGUUGCCCUGUAAAGAUUUGUAAGCACAGUGUAUAAGGAGAAAGAUGGUCCACUGGGUCAGUCUUUUAUCACUGUACUAAAAUUUUAGCUGUUAGUUUGAUAUUUGGCAGCAAUAUAUUUUACUUUUCUGUGGGAUAUGUUCUGUUUUUUUUUUUUUAUUUAUUUUUUAUGUAGUUUCUUAACUCAAAUGGGGCUUUUCCACUAAAUGGUACAACUCGACUAGACUCUGCUCGCUUUUUGGGGGUUUUCCACUGUGGAUAGUACCUGGUACCUGGUACUUUUUUUAGUACCACCUCGGUUGAGGUUCCAAAUGAGCCAAGCCUAUACUAAAUGUGACGUCAAAACAUGCAGAUCAUUGAUUGGUCAGAGAGAAUUGUCACUACCAGCGUCACUGGAUUUGCGACACGGGACAUCAACCUGCUAGUUUUAAAGUUAGCAACAGCAAUAGCAGUAUCAUUUGUUCAUGCAACUUUCAAAUUGUACAAAGAAAUGGCUGUGCGCAAAACCACGCCGUGGUCAAUAAACGAGGUGCAGACGUUCCUCUCGUUAGUAGCCGAGGAGAGGAUCCAAUGAGAGCUGGAUGGGGCGACGCAACUAUGACGAUCAGCCUAUAAUCCCACCCAUGUUGAGACUGCACUAAACUGCAGUGGAAAAACAAGCUCAGAAAAGUAAAGCGAGCAGAGUCGAGUCGAACCGUGGAAGUGGAAAAGUGCAGUGGAAAAGUGCCAAAAGAGACCAGUGUUAAAUAAAAUCCCAUCUGUGGCUCAAAAAUAUAUACUCAACCAUUUUUGUUUAAUCGUUUGUGAGAAUUUGAAACAUUGUUACUCUGAACUGUUAUCUAAUGUUAUUUCAUACCAAACAUAAUCACUUAUUUGUUAGUUUUUUCCCCCAUUUUUUUCAGCUCUUUUAUACAUUCCACGCAACCUGGUUUUGUUUUGUGCAAUACAAAUGUGUCCUGCUUUCUCUCUUGUAUUAAAAAUCUUAGAGAAAAAUUCACAUUGCGAUAUACACAUUUAUUGAUUUUUUUUUUAAAGAUGUCCAACAACUGCACAGUGAUGAGCACAAUGUAAAUCACCUCUCUUUUUAGCCAACUCUAUUUUUGUCUUAUUUCGGGUUACCCAAAGCAGAUACUCUACAUAGCAUCUAUCCUUCUUUGGGUAUUUGGCCAUCUCAUGAACAAGCCCAGCAAUCAUUUUUUCGCAUUUUUAGCAAUGAUUUCAGGGCAAAAUCUGUGGAAUUCCAGUCAGUCGAUUUAAAUAAGCCGAAAUGUGAAAUCUUAUUAGUGACUGAAAGCGUGAUCAGAGUAGCCAGAAUAUUUAAUAAAAUUUGCAUGAAAGGAGCAGGGGUGCUUUUUGAAUGAUAGACAUUCCAGUUCUGUGGAAAUCUAUUGCACUUUCUACAGAAUUCUGUGGGCACAGAUUCUAUAUGGGCCUGCUCAUGACUGAUGUUCAAUUUCAUCCUACUGUAAGCUCUAUUUCAUUUGUGCUGAAUUGUUUGAUUACAUGCAAAUCAAUCAAAUCCAAUGAGACUUAAGAAUCAAUUAUUUUGCCUGACAUGUGGACUCAUUUUGGUGGAAAGCCAUCCACUGCAUUUGUCCAGGUAUUAGGAGUUAUGAACGAACAUGUCAUAAUGUUGUAAUGUCACCAUGCAUAAUGGGCUCACCAUGCAUCUCUGAGCAUAACAGAAGUAGAUAUAAACAGCAUCAUUCUAGCCCUGGAGAAAGAUUCAAAAUUAAACCAGUCAUUUAUUUUGCAAAGCAUUGGAUGAGUGUCUUCAAUACUUCAACUUUAGUCCUGAAAUGAACUGAGAACACUUAAGCGGUCUGUGGGCGUCUUCAUAAGAUCUCAAUAUUAAAACAUCCACACAAAGUAACUGAAGAACAGCCGCCAUUUAAAUAGAUCAAUACAGGAAGUAUGAGUUUGUAGCCUUAGUGUUGGUUAUAUUUAUAUUGAAACGCUUGUGAUGCCUUGUUUUCUUUGUACAGUUUUAUGUACAUGCUAAUAAUGUGGCUUUUCUGAAAAUAAAUUAAAAAAAUAACAUGUUGAAAAACAAAUCUAAAUUGUAAAAUAUUUUUCAAAGUAGAGUAUGUUAGAAUGGGAGUGGUUGGGGUGUUGGGUGCACAAAAUUGUUGUGCCCGUGUGUCUAAAAUGUCAUAAGUAACCAUUCACUGGCUUUGUCUUUUUUUUUUUUUUUUUUUUUAAGUUUUACUGUCUCCUUUGUCUUCUGUGGUGUUUGCAAAGCAGUGGCUUUUGAAGAGUUUUAGCCCUUAUUUGUGUCCAUUAUGUUCUUAUCAACAUCCGCAUGUUAAACACGAAGAGGAAGAAAAAAGAGAAGAAAAAAAACCUAUUGUCUUUUAUUUUUGCUGAGCAAAUCAAAGAAAUAAUAUCUUGUAAGUACUCCUUCCUUUACAAUAAAAUACAUUCAGUAAAAAUUGUUGUCCUUCAUGAGUGGUUUUAUGUGUCUUUGAUUAUACACAUUUCCUUUUAUUUCAUCAGGGAAAGUGCUUUGAAUGUGUUCCCUAUUUCAAGUCCAUUUUUUGGGGAACAAAAGUUCCACAUUGUAGCAUCUUGCAAAUGGCUAGAAGUAAACUUCCUGAUUCAGCAUGUCUCUGCUACCAGGAAGCUACUGAGAAGAUGUAAUUUCAUCUCUUGGCAGACCUGGCAGAGUUCAAACUUUCUGGAGGUUCCUCAGCUUGUACUUAAUGUGUGGCAUUUGUUCCUUGAGAGAAUAAAGCCCAGUUAACCCCAGUGGAUUUCUUAAAGUGCCAAUGCCACUUCCAAACAUGGGUUUCAUCGAUCGUCAUACACAUAUUCACUACAGGACCUAGGGUCCAAACACACAGACACUCAA